UGGGCAUACCAAAACUGAAGCCAUGAAUUCGCUCUGCCAACUCGUUAUGUAUGAGAGCCCAGAUACGCGCUCUUCAGCCCCGCUUAUGACCUGACCCGAUGAAUUUCGGGAAUCGAGGGGUUCUUUCGGGUGCAUUGGCUGGCAUUUCAGGGACUUUUCAAAGGAUUAAGGGUUGUGAUAUAUGCGAAUAUGGUGGUGUUUAUCAGACUGGAAGUUCUUAUACUGUAACGAAUCCGCUCCUUCUCUUCUAAAUCUGAUCCAUAGUUCUUCUCUUAAGUUCUUCUACCUUACUUUUCUAAGAGAGUAGCAACUUCCCCUAUCUUGACUUUACACCGGUUUUUAGCUCAACAUCGAUUCGCGCCUGCCAUGGAAAGGUACAACUUACAGGAGAUACCUCAGGUUGUCUCUCAACACCUUAUACCCGUGUUUCCUCCAGAUUGGUCCUGUUGGCUUCUUCCUCUUCUUCGCUCAACAAAUACGAUAAUAGCAGCGCAAUCUCCACCCAAGAGUCGGGCACUCAAACUCCGAGCUAUCCACUGUCUUCCAGAAAGCGGCCAUCUGCAUACGCGUGAGCUAUACUGAGUGUCAAAAUGGAACCUCCGCGCGUCCUUGCUUGAACUUUGAUGCCCAAACCCCAUGCUUGCAACCAGAGACAGAGUCCUCUGCCCUCUUACUGGACCUCAGAUACGACAUCUCGAGACAAUGGCGCUGACUAGGGAUGCAGCAACCCAGUGAGCUGCAUCGAAGAAAUGAGGCAGCAGAUCUGGCUCUGUAUUGCACAGUAGGGUUUGACCUUGAAUACACAAUUCCACAAACUUUCUGGGGGUCGGUACUAGUCUCCGAAGCGAUUACAUUACAGUAGCUCGUUCACGGGGGCGCCAUUACACAGUCGUCGGCAGGCGAAGUAACGAGCCCUUACACAUGGCGCAUGAGACUUCUUCUUUCGGAUGUCGUUCGAUUUUACGCCCUGUUAUGCGAGUCUGAGGCGCGGGAUCUGCCUUUGACGCAUGUAAACGUGCCGGCAAGUUCGGACGAAGCAUGAAAAAAAAAGCAUGAAAAACUCGUGGUGGAAGCUUGGGGCAAUCGUUUGCUCGAGAGCCAAAAGCAACCACCGUCAUGCGUUUAUCUCACCGCCUCUCAACUCCCCACGCGCCACAUGCGAUAGUACGACUUUAGAUCAGUUCACUUGUAACGGCGCGCCGUUGUAACUUUAGCUCGAGUUUCGGAUCCUCAUAGUACCCUUGUUGCAUAGAAACUCUCCACCACCAUGACGUUCGAACGUCGUUGGGCUUCAAGGUUGUCAAAUUUAACGACAUGGACCAAUGGUGGAGAACACCGUUGGACCCAUCUCGUGGGAUCGGAGGAUAGUCAGUGACAUGCAUGAUGGGUUGGAGGGUCAAAGAACACUCUGGUUCAAGUAAGUAGGUUAUGAAGACACCAACAUGAAAGUAUGCAACUCAUGUCUCCAGAUACGCCAGCCUGAGCAUGUUCAACUCUGCCCUUGCCGAUGGUAUGGCACAAAUUUAGGGUUCUCUCAGCCUGAGUUUCACUCUUGAUCGGCGACGGGCAAUGUGUUCCUUUCACCACAUGGGUGGGUAGCAUUCACCGCCCGCUCAAGCUGCACCAGCACCAACGUACAUAUGUGAGCAACAACGACAUAACGAAACAGAAUUUGGUGAAGCCCAAGCCUGCCCAAGCAGACAGGGAUUGCACACCCACACCCUGUCAAGAAAUCUCAUUUGCCAUGAUCGGGAGCGGCUCAAUAGGAAAACAGGCCUUGUGGUUGGUGACUGGAACGCUCAGACCGGGCGACGCCGGUCUGCGUAGCGGGGACAGCGUCAACGAAGCUAGGAGAGGGGUUCAGUAUGGGAUUUCGAGAAGUCAAAUGGAGAGACAACAGUGGAUUUGUGCAACAAGACCAUACAGCAGAAUGGAGCUGAAAAUGAUUGAUGAUGCAUGAAUGGUUGGUGUGGGUGAAGCAAGGACUCUUGGGGCUUUGCUUUUUGAUCCUUGAUACAGAGCAAUCUCCUGAUGCCAGUGGAGGACGACAUGUCCAGAAUUGAUGAUCUCUCGACAAGACACACAGCAAGUUGGGACUACAAUGUCCAGUGGAUGUUCAAACAACGCAAUAUUUGCUUCUUUUAGUCAAGUCAAGAAGUCGGAUCGCAACGAAGCCACAUUGGCCAAUGAGAAGAACCAAAUGAGUUUCCAAACUACGGUUUCAUGGCCAUUUGUUCUCAGGCGAUUGAGCCACAAAGAAUCUAGGACGUGCCUGAUGGAAUAGGGCAUCACAAUCACUACCUAAGCAUAUUCCAUCUGGCAGUCUCACUUGAUCGCCUCGCUUAUCUCCGCUGGUCCCGUUAGGACCCAUCGCUUCGAAUAACCGCCGACUCGCAAAACCCUCGGCACGAAAUUAGCAAUGGAACGAACCCCCGAAGUGAUGCAUCUCUUCUCGUGUGCCACCUAGCCACCCACCCACUUGCUUGAUCUGCAGGCGGGCAAAUGCAUCUUAUUAGCAACGUUCAAGCAGCAUUUUCUCCACUCGGAACCCAUGAACAUGAUUAUUCGCCUUUUCUAUUGCCGGUGUUAUGGGCGUUUCUAUUCAUCCUGUUUUGAUGCGUAGGCUCCUGUCAUAUUGGUUCUUUUUACAAAGCACUCUGCGUUCAUACCCAAAAGAAACAAUAACACCACACAUACCCCGUGUUUCCACAUUUACUCUUAGUCGAUAAAAUCAUAUCCAUGCGGAACACCGAUCCUCAGUUUGACGGCUCUAUAAUCCAUCGUCAUGGGAGAAGGGGCUCAGCGACGAGAAGUCAGCUAUCGAUCUGCAUGCACAGAAUGUGCACGCCGCAAGCAAAGGGUAACGAACCCCAAACUUGACCAUUUCCACGAUGGCCGGCAAGUUGCUAUGCAUCCAUGCUAAACAUAUACCCAGUGCAACCGUGAGUGGCCAUGCAGCGGAUGCCAGAAACGCAAGGUGGCCGAUAAAUGUCGUUUCAAGGACACCAACCAACCAACUACAGACAGGGUUGCCUUGGAUAGGCAGAGAAAGAUUCGCACCAACAACAAAAUCGGCCCAGACUCAGGAGACGAACCCGACAUUGAAGGCACAAGAAGCGAUGGUAUCGACGCUUUGGGUUAUAUGCCUUCCAAUCUUAUUUUUGAUCUGGCGUCGGAGCACGAGACCACCAGGAGUGCAUCACAAGAAUUCGUGAAGGAUCCUAGAAGUUUUCCACGGCUGGAAAGAGCUUUGAGAGUGAUUCCUGCCAGACCUUUUACUGACACACUUGUCCAAAACUUCCUCAGCAAUGUCAACUACCACUAUUACAUCGUUUAUCCGCCAUCUUUCAUAGAGCAGUAUCAACUGUGGUGGACAUCACGAACCGAGAACCGCCCUCUUAGUGUCCAAUGGACUUGCCUUCUCCUAACAAUUUGCGCAUGUGCCUCGCGAUAUACUGACGUCGAAUUACAACGGAAUCUUGAGGUUGGCCUUGGUGAUCCGAUACAGCGUAUAAGCGAGCGGUUUCAUGAAGCUGCUCGAGAGCUGGGAAGCGCUAUACCCCUCGGUCAUGGCCACAUUAUCAAUGUUCAACAACUCCUGCAUUCUUGUUACUGGUUCAAAGCUGAAGCCCGGUUUGUCGAAUGUUGGCAUGUUCUGAACUCUGCUAUUCGAGAGGCCCAAGAACUAUCCAUCCAUCAAGAAGGCAAGGCGGGCCCCAUCUCAGAAUUUGAUUUGGAAAUAAGACGGAGAAUCUGGUGCAUUCUGGAUACUUGGGACUGGCAGAUUUCGACACUGUUGGGUAGGCCCUUGAUUAUCGAUCGAGCCGACUGCGAUGCCAGCCUUCCAAAUCUCAGCUUGGAAGGGUGCGAAUACUCGCCACUAUUACACAUGAAGAUGCAAUGCAGCGUAACCCGACAACUUUCUCGAAGAUUCGGCUCGCCGAAAAACGUCAUGGCGCAUGCAGAUGUCCAGGAAUACCAGGGCAUCAUUGAGACAUGGAUCGCAAGCUUUCCACCCCCCUUCAACGUCCAACAUCCGGACACAUCUUCGGAUGGUUUAUAUCCCUGGGUGGUCCUUCACAGACAUAUACUGCAUACUGUGGCAUUUUCAAUGCUUCUACAGCCUAUCCGUGGUUUCCUUACAAGACCCUUUGCUAUACGAUCCUUAGAGGCAGAGCUGCAAAUACGCAGCGAUGGCAUUAACUAUUGUCUAGAACUGAUGGCAUCUUUGCGUAGAUUCUUCAAAUAUGUCUACCCCCGAGAUGCGAAGUUUCAUUUUGUUCUCUUUUGUAUUUUCGACAUCUCGACAGUCUUGUGCUCAGCAGUUCUUCAUGAUGAGCAUCAUACACUUCCUCGACGAGACGAUGUUUACAAAGCCAUAGAUGGGGCGCAUGCUAUGUUGCAGGAUCUUAGAAUGGUGACUAAAUCAGCCAAGGCAUCAUACGGUAUCCUCACUCGAAUCGUUCAGCGUCUCCCACGGGUAACAGCAACAACGCAUAGCAUGGCUAGCAGAAGCCCAGUGCCCUCGAGACCCCAAGCGCUCCCAGAAGCCGCUGCAUCGCCACAAACACUAUCGCCAGGCAGCGCAUCAAACUCCCAAAAUUCUCCUCUGGCGGCAGCUUUCUCUCCUUCUCCUGCCAUUAUUCCUACGCCAGGGGUCGUGUCUCCAGUAUAUACCUUGGGAGGUGUUCCUGUCAUGGGUGAUGAUUUUGUGCCUCCCAUUGCAUACGCUGCUACUGCACCAUGUUCUGACUGGCAGUCACAAUUGUACAUGCAAAAUCCAACAGGUUUCAUGCCCGCUGGUGUGCCCGCUGAGGGCCCUGUGUUCGCAAACAUCUCAGACGAGGAGCUGGGAGAGUUGGCCAAUUUAUGGAAUUACCAGUCUCUUGACUUCAGUUUCAUGAGCACAUAGUUAUGCAUCUGGUGUGCCUAUACUUCGUAGCAUGGGGAUAAAGCAAUAUCUAGCUGAAGUCCAGGCGGCCAGGGAGUAAUAAACCAGGAAACACUUGGGACUGCUCAGUGCAAGCCUCAAGAUGAUAGGACUACGUGGUAUUCGUGGUACCCAUGGGAUAUUGGACACAUUCCCCCUAUGAAUCAAUAGGUUUAUUAGCGCCAGGACGCUUUGAUGUUUGACAGCCUGCCAAAGCGUGUCGCUCAUGGUAUAGCCAAUAUUCGAAGUGAGCAACACGCUUGGCUAUGAUGAGUGGCAUGAGAAGUGAGCAGGAUUUAAGGAUUGACGAAACUGGGAAGAAAUUUAUUGCUAUAAACUAGCGAAGACUGGCUUGAUCCAAAUGACUGGUACAACUUUGCGAGCGGAGAUUGUAAAGCCGCGAAGUGGUUGUCGAGAUGUAAGGCCGCCCUAGGACCAGUUUUGGACAUCUCGCAAUAUGUGAUCACGCGUUUGGGGUAGUUAUGAUGAGACGAUGACAAGAUACGCCGUGAAAAUUAUGCUGCCUUGGGAGAUGAACAGUUGAAGCUUCACAGAAUUUUGAAGGACAGGAACACUCAUGCCCACCACAUUAUGUUUUCUUAUUUAUAAUUAAUACCUGUCUACCUCUGUGUAGUGCAAUAUACCAUAGUGCUCUGAACGAUACCAAUCUAUAAUAGCACAAUAAACCCAGAAU
Messenger RNA from Fusarium verticillioides 7600, 5624 nucleotides. RefSeq lists its product as hypothetical. The transcript is spliced from 5 exons. Gene Ontology annotation, biological process: regulation of DNA-templated transcription; DNA-templated transcription. Gene Ontology annotation, molecular function: zinc ion binding; DNA binding; DNA-binding transcription factor activity, RNA polymerase II-specific. The record is from RefSeq and is a predicted model, not a curated record. Lineage: Eukaryota; Fungi; Ascomycota; Sordariomycetes; Hypocreales; Nectriaceae. Bases 3143 to 4912 code for a protein of 589 amino acids. Gene Ontology annotation, cellular component: nucleus.